AUGAAGACCACCAACGCCGCUGUCCUCGCUGCGGGUAUCUUUUCCCAGUAUGCCGCCGGCCACUCCAUCUUCCAGCAAGCUGGUAGCGGCUCGACCGACUUCGACACCAAGUGCACCCGCCUACCGCCAAACAACAACCCUGUCACCAGUGUCAGCAGCGGCGACAUCGUCUGCAAUGUUGGCGGUGCCUCGGCGAGCGCCUCGGGCAUCUGCGAGGUGAACGCCGGUGACCAGUUCGACGUGGAGAUGCACGCGCAGCUCAACGACCGGUCGUGCUCCAACGAGGCCAUCGGCGGGAACCACUAUGGCCCGAUCAUGGUGUACAUGAGCAAGGUCGACGACGCGUCCUCGGCCAACGGGUCCGGCGACUGGUUCAAGGUCGACGAGUUCGGCUACGACGCCAGCACCAAGACCUGGGGUACCGACUACCUCAACGCCAACUGCGGCAAGCGCGCCUUUAAGAUCCCCAGCAAGAUCCCCGCGGGCGACUACCUGGUUCGUGCUGAGGCCAUCGCCCUGCACACCGCUGGCCAGACCGGCGGCGCUCAGUUCUACAUGAGCUGCUACCAAGUUCGGAUCAACGGCGGCUCUGACGGCCAGCUCCCCGCUGGUGUCAAGUUCCCCGGUGCGUACAGCGCCUCGGACCCCGGCAUUCUCAUCGACAUCUACUCGGCCGACCUCAGCACCUACCAGAUCCCCGGCCCGGCCGUCAUCGACUCAAGCUACUUCUAA
Molecule: messenger RNA, 732 nt
Organism: Dichotomopilus funicola
Lineage: Eukaryota; Fungi; Ascomycota; Sordariomycetes; Sordariales; Chaetomiaceae
Product: glycoside hydrolase
Exons: 4
Coding region: 1-732 (243 amino acids)
Source: RefSeq, a predicted model, not a curated record